AUGGGUUUCCUGGGUGUGUGGGGGGAGCAGGGUGGGGGUGGAGGGGUGGGUGAGGGAUGGGUUGGAGCGGGGGCUGUCAGCUUUGCAGGCUUGCAUUUGAGAUCUUCUGUUCCAAAAGCAGGAGUGGCUUCAUCUUUUCAGACAACUGGUAGAAUUGAGCCAAGAGGUAAGAUUAUUUUUUGCUCUGAUCGUCUUUCCCGGUGUUACUGUAAUGUUGGAUUUCCUUCAUUACAUAAUGAAGUGGAGGGGACAGUCGGCACAGCGAGGGGAACGGGGGACUGUCCAGUCCUCCGGAAGAGCCAACACCAGGGCGUCUACGCGCACGAAGGAGUUCCAGAAGGGAGGACUAAGGCUGCACCCCCUGACCGGACGCACAGCACUGCUCCACGCCUCCGGGUGGAAGCCCACGAGGGCUUCUUCCGGGGCUUCCUGGCGGGGCCGCGGGCCAGGGCCGCACACAGGACGCACGCGCGGGCGAAGCGUGCGGGGCGGUGCCUGCUCAACGCGCAGCACGUGCCGCCCUGUGGCGCGUAUAAAGGCGGGCGCAGCGCCACAGCCGCCAUGGACGCUCCGGGUUGCCGAGCCUGGACGAUGACCUCUUCAGAAAACAAUCUUGACAGCAAUAACGGCCGACCCUUUGUGGUGCACACCGUGGCCCAGCAGCCUUACCCAAGCUUCUGGUACCAGAAUCCUGCCUAUAAUCCGUUCUGCGUUCCCGGCGCAGGGUCCAGAAAUGGAAGCCUGUAUUUCCCAUGUUCAGUGGUGCCCAGUGAGUAUCCCAGCUUCCUCGUACCUCAAUCCCCGUUGCCCACUACACUUAACCGCAGACCAGGAUUCCCUAUGUGUUAUCAUCCAGCACAGUUCUGGCACUACAGUGGCUAUGCAAGAAAAAUGAAAACACAAGAGACUCAAACUGAACUUCAGCAGGAACAGCACAAUGGGAUUUCACAGAAUUCAUGUGAAAGUCUGGGUGUGCCCAAUAACCCUCAGGAGGGUGAAGAUCUUAUAUAAAGGUGAACAAAUCGCUGUCGGGUCAAAGCAGUGUCAGGAUGUAAGACAUGAUGAGAUGUUAAAGUCAGGGUUAACCAUGGAGACGGAUAAAGAAAAGAAGGGACAUGUAGCUGUUCCCCAAAUCCUGCCACCUCCAGAUGAAGUGAAAGACGGAGUUGAGAUCCAU
Messenger RNA from Rhinolophus ferrumequinum (greater horseshoe bat), 1177 nucleotides. RefSeq lists its product as uncharacterized. The transcript has 3 exons. Bases 1 to 1011 code for a protein of 336 amino acids. The record is from RefSeq and is a predicted model, not a curated record. NCBI's taxonomy places the organism in Eukaryota, Metazoa, Chordata, Mammalia, Chiroptera, Rhinolophidae.